ACAAGUGACUUACCCUCAAGUCAAAAAGUUUUUUUAAAAAAACUCUUACAGUCCCAUGGGAAAAAAAAACUGAUGGGACUGUCAUUUGCCCAUGGAGCCACAGCAUAGCAAGGAGAGGGGGGUGGGGAAUCAUUAUUGAAAUGAAGUUUUAUACCUUGUGUUAUUGUUACUAACUGCUUUCUGCAGUAAAAUAUACUGAUUUUAGAAACUUUAGUCUGCAAAUGCUUUUUACAGUGUUUCUUCACUUUUUUUUUUGAAAACAACUUCCCUACGUAUGACUGCUGUUAUCAUUUCUCUCAAUUGCAGACACUAGUUAUAGAACAAAAUUAGGCUAUUUUGUCUAUUGUGCAUGUCUCAGGCAUUCAACCACAAGUUGAAAUAGUUCCACACAUCUUACUCCACUGUCUCAUUCUUCCUCUUUUUUUUUCCCCCUCAAAACAAAACUUUGUAUAGUACUUGACAACUGUCUGUGAUGUUCUCAAAUGUUGAACACAUUAGCCCCUAAUACCUUCCACAUGUUAAUAAUUUAUAAAAGGUACUCAAACUAAUGAACACCCCAGGCGUUCUACAAUGGUCCUAGUAUUCCAGAAUAAGACUAUUGUAUCCAGCAGCUUUAUUAACUAAACAAUAGUAGCUCACUCUAAAGAGAUAACAUGAUUUAGAUUAAGGAGGUUUUGGUCAGAUUGCCCUAUUUGCUCCUGGCAACUUAUGAAAGCUGUCUUGAUUGAUUUUUACAUAGCAGGAAGUGGGAUGGGGGCCAAGGAUGAAUUGUUACCUGGCAGUAAAGGAGGAAAGCUGGAGAGUUUGAAUUGUACCUGUUACAACCAGGAGUGGGCAUGCCAAGAGACUGGUGGGGGCGGUGUUCAAUGAACGGUCGUUGAUGAGAAUGAGAAAGACUGGUCUUAUCCAUUCGGAGAAGUAUGGCUUACGGAGCAGAGCACAAUUUUCAUACUGUUUUACCAAGACAUCUUCCAGCAGAACCGGACGGCUGGUUAAAAGUGCCUCAAAAUGGUCAAGUGAUUCUGUCUCUAAGCGGUGACAACUGCUAUUGGUCCCAAGAUUUUGAUAUGGAUGCCUGUGCUCGGAGGUUGGAAGGAUUUGGAUUUCAGAUAUCUUCAGGCACCUACAGAAAGCAAAUUGCAAGUUCUCUAAAGGAUUCAGCAAUACGAAGAUACAUGUUCUUUAACUCUCAGGCUUUCAGGCUGGUGUUGGUUACAAUUUUCUAUUUAACUGCUUGGGGAAACAUAUACUCCACCUUUCAUCAGCUCAGCAUGAACAGUGUACUCUUCUACCUUCUUGUGAGCCUGGGUGCAACAGUUAUCACCAUCAUUAUUAUACUGAUCCUUGAUAGAUACACCAAAAAGGUAAAUAUUAACACAGAUAUGCGUCUCACUGCUGUGAAUGAAAUGCUAAUGAACCACAAUCUGUUGGUGGGGGUCACCGAUACCAUGGAGGGCUUCAGAAGCAUACUUCAACUGUUGUUCGUAUAUUUUAACCUUGAGAAAUGCAAGGAAGCAUUGACAACCCUACUUGAGCAAAGGAAGGUGGAUAUCUUCUUCCAGUCAGAGUUACGAAAGCACUUGAACCAUCUGUACAUGAUAAAGGGCCUCCCUGUGACUCUGCACGAGGAAUUCCAGAGUAAGGUGAUUGUCAUAUCUGAGGAACAACCCCUUUUGUCCAACAGUAGCAAGGUCCACAAAUCUAAGUCUACCUUCAGUGAAGUGACCAAUUUUAUCACUAAAGGAAAUCGCACGGCAGUUGCUGAUCACAUACAGUGGAGUUUACAUCAGGCUUUUGGUGACUCGUCAGCUCCCUCCUUCUCCCAUGCUUCACCAGGUUGCUCAGACUCCUGCUCCAUGUCUUUGUCAGUUUAUACAGCACACUGUACUGAGCCGCAAGAGCAUCUACGAAUAUCACUAAAAUUGAACAUGGAAUUACAUAAUUUGCAUUUAAACUAAAUAUUUUGUGGAUUUAUUACAUGAAAGUAUCAGUGUGAUUAGAUGUUGUAUGAAUAAUACUCAGUGAAUGGUUUAUUAUCGUUGAAGAGUGAAAUCAAGGUUUCUGCUUUAUUUUCUGAUAUGAUGUGUGGCCCUUAAAAGGUAUUAAACUCAGUUUUAUGACUUUA
Molecule: messenger RNA, 2125 nt
Organism: Chiloscyllium plagiosum (whitespotted bambooshark)
Lineage: Eukaryota; Metazoa; Chordata; Chondrichthyes; Orectolobiformes; Hemiscylliidae
Source: RefSeq, a predicted model, not a curated record